AUGCUUGGCAGCGCUGGGUGCGCUCCUGGCACCAUGAGCACAGCUGAGGACGCAGCGUGGCUGCGCUGGGUGACGGAGCGGUUCCAGAGCAUUGCAGGGCAGGGUGAGGAAAUCGGCCUGGAGGAGUUCAAGGCGGCCCUUCAGGUGAAGGAGUCCUUCUUUGCUGAGCGUUUCUUCGCGCUGUUUGACGUGGAUGGCAGCGGUACCAUCAGCCUGGGGGAGCUGCACAGUGCCCUCAGACUGCUGCUGCACGGCACUGCUGCCGACAAGCUGCGCUUCCUCUUCCAAGUCUACGACGUCGAUGAAUUCUCUCCAAUUCCCAAAAACCAAUGUGCUGGUGAAGGAGCGAUGGCAUCGCUGUGAGUGGGCACAGCCGUCCCUUCAGGCAGGAGGGGCGGCUCCAUCGACGCAGCUGAGCUGCUCCUGGUGCUGCAGGCCUGCCUGCGUGAGAGCGAGAUCUCACUGCCACCACAGCGCCUGCACGACAUGGCCAGGGCGCUGCUCGAGGCGGCCGACAGGGAUGGCAACGGCUCCAUCACCUUCCAGGAGCUGCAGCAGCAGCUGGAGGCCUUCCCAGGGCUGAUGGAGAGCCUGACCAUCAGCGCUGCCAGCUGGCUGAAGCCCCCAGCACCGACACGGCAGAGCCGGCGGCCGCGCUGCCUGACUUCGUGGUACUGGCACAACCGCCGCGGCCAGCUCGCCUUCCUGGGGGGCUACGUCAGCCUCAACCUGCUGCUCUUCAUCCUGGCUGCCCUGCAGCACGUCGGCCGCAGCGGGUGGGUGGUGGUGGCCAGAGGCUGCGGGCAGUGCCUCAACUUCAGCUGCGCCUUCAUCGCUGUGCCGAUGCUGCGGCGGUGCCUGACCCGGCUGCGUGCCACCCCCGCGGGCAGAGCGCUGCCGCUCGAGCACUGCGUGAGCCUCCAUCAGCUGCUGGGGAGCGCCGUGCUGGCGCUGGCAGUGCUGCACACCGGAGCGCACGUGGCCAACUUCGGCAGGCUGGCACAGGCUGGGCACGGCGCCCUCUCCGAGUUCCUGCUGACGGCUCGUCCCGGUGGGGGGGGGCUCGGUGGCACAGCCCCACAGACCGGGUUGGCCCUGCAGGUGCUGCUGUUUGCCAUGCUCACCUUCUCCAGCCCCUGCGUCCGCCGUGGUGGACACUUCGAGCUUUUCUACUGGAGCCACCUCUCCUACAUCACUGUCUGGGCUCUGCUCUUCUUCCAUGCUCCCAACUUCUGGAAGUGGUUUUUGGUUCCUGGGGGCCUCUUUGUGCUGGAGAAGGCAGUGGGCAUGGCCGUGUCUCGUGCCAUGGGGCUGCGCAUCGUGGAGGUCCACCUGCUGCCUUCCCAGGUCACCCACCUGGUGAUCCAGCGGCCGCGCUCCUUCCGCUACGAGCCUGGGGACUACAUCUACCUGAACAUCCCAGCCAUUGCUGCUUAUGAAUGGCACCCAUUCAGCAUCAGCAGUGCUCCUGAGCAGCAAGACACCAUCUGGCUGCACAUCCGCUCUCUGGGGCAGUGGACAACGCGGCUCUAUGAGUUCUUCAGGCAGGCUGAGCCCCUGCAGCUCCACGGGAACCUGGAAAGGAAGAGGUGGUGGCAGUGGGUGCAGGUGGGUAAGGUUCCUGUGGAGCUGGGUGAGAACCAGCAGCUCUGCAGCAUCAAGUGCUACAUUGAUGGCCCCUACGGGACCCCAACUCGCCGGAUCUUCACCUCAGAGCAUGCUGUGCUCAUCGGUGCUGGCAUUGGCAUCACACCCUUUGCUUCCAUCCUGCAGAGCAUCAUGUACCGUCAGAGGAAGCAGAGCUGCCCAGGACGUGAGACUCUGUGGGAUGAGGACAUGGCACUCAGAAAGGUUGACUUCAUCUGGAUUAACCGGGACCAGCAGCACUUUGAGUGGUUCCUUGACCUGCUGGCUGCGCUGGAGCUGCAGCAGGAGGAGCAGGAGCCGGGAGGGCGCUUCCUGGAGCUGCACCUGUACAUGACAUCAGCGCUGGGCAGGAGUGAUGUGAAGGCUGUGGGGCUGCAGCUGGCCCUGGACCUGCUGGCCGCCAAGGAGCAGAAGGACUCCAUCACGGGGCUGCGCACCCGCACGCAGCCCGGCCGCCCUGACUGGAGCCAGGUGCUGGGCAGGGUGGCAGAGGAGAGGAAGGGCAAGGUGCAUGUGUUCUUCUGUGGCUCGCCAGCAUUGGCCAAAGUGGUCAGAGCGCACUGCGAGCGUUUCGGCUUCCGCUUCUUCAAGGAGAACUUCUAAAGACCAUCACCAUCCUCGCUGCAGGGUGACCCUUCCCAACCCGCUGGGAAGGGGCUGAGCUCGGGGCUGAUGGCACUGCUGUGAUGCGUGGCAUCUCCUGUGCCUUGGUCCUGCAGUGCACAGUGCACUCCCCGUCACAGUGGGGAGAUGGGGAGGGUAGGAGGGGUGACACAGGUGAGAGAAUGGGGUCCUGCAGUCCUCUGCAUGGGUCUGUAGGGGUUGUGUGUGGGGUAUGGAGCAUUAGGGGACAGAAGGCGUGGGUGUCCUGGAGCAUCCUUGUGGGGUCUUGGGGGGCAAGGAGUGGUUUCCUAGAGCAUUUGGGGAUGGAUGGAUGUGCUGCGGGUGGAGGAGCGGUGCCACAUGAGGGCACUGCAGCUCCGGUAAAGUGAAUGGACAUCUCCCGGUCUGGGCUGCGAGCAGCGGGGAAACCGGGGGGGCUCAGCCCGCCGCCCCCAGGAACCCCAGUCCUGCUGCUGUUUGCACUUUGGGUGGAAAAAAAGAGAUUUCGGGGCUGUCCAGGGGGCCCAGAGCAGCAAAUCUGACCAUUCCAAGCCAUGGCCAAGGAAAUCACAACUGAUGCUGGCAACCAGGAUGCUUCCCAGUCCUGCAUCCCAUCCAUCCCAGUGAGGGGCUGAUGGUAAUUGGGAUAACAUCGUAUCCAUCGUGUUGUGGUCCUUUUAGAGCUGUCUUCCAUGCUGAGCCUAAAAUACACCCAAAUCUCCAUCGAUGCACAACUGGAUGGCAUUGCGAGUGGAAGCUUCCUGCAUAUGCACGUGUGCUUCUUUUGCAAUUGUGUUUAGGGGCUUGCUGGGAUGGAUUUGAGGGGCAGGGGGUGGAGCUGACAGCAUCCUUUGGGGUGUGCAUGGCCCCUGGCCAGCAGGGCCACACACACCCCAGAACUGAUGCUUGCAAGUGAUGCUGAGCCCAUAGUUUGGGAUGUUCCCCAAAUCCAGAGCCCAGAAUCUGCACCAGAAAAGCAACAGGAGGCUCUGGAUAGGGCUGGAGGUGGGCUAAUCACAUCUCUCUCUGAUUAAUGCCUUCCCUUGGCUGCCUUCAUUACAACAAUUACGCUCCGGCUGUAGCGUAGCAACCACUAAUUGUUGGUUGGAUGCAAAAAAAAAAAACAAAAAACCCAACAACAAAAACAACAACAACAAAAAAACCCAACAACAUCAUUCCAAAGAUUCAAUUCUUUUAUUGAGAUGUCAUUGCCUUCAUCUCACAGCAGCGGAUGCUCCAGAGACGCUGAGGCGCCGGCUCCAUUGCAGGCAAUGGGGGAUGUCCAUUGGGCUCUGCCUUGGAGCAGGGAACAGGAUUUCUCAGCAGCCACGGCAUUCCAUCGCCAAGCAGCCCUGGUACAUAGAUAUUAUUCACUUAAGUAAUCAAUCACUGCCAACAAAUUACAGGAUACGGGGAAUGAAAUUAGCAAAAUGAGCUAUGGAUGUAAAAUUCAUUUGAAAUUCAAUUUAGGAGCAACAUUAGCUUUCAAUUAGUCUGCCCAACUGUUUGAGCAUCGUUUUGUCUAUCAGAUUUUUGUAUAAAUGCAAUUAACCUUUGCUGUUAAAUUGUUGUUGAUUUCAUUGAUAUAACUAUUAGGCAGCUCCUAAUAUUUGCUUUGGAUAACAUCUCGUUAGCUGGUGGCUUCUAAUUAGGGGCCGGUGGCCAUUUGUGGAUGCUUUGUUUCAUCUCCUGGUGGGGCGGGGAUGGGGUCAUGUUGUGGGCCAGGGUGUCACACAGCUGCACAGGGGCUGCAGCCUUCAUCCCAAGCCAAGGCACGGGCAAGAGGAAGCAGAGGCUCAAAGCACAGGGAGAAGGUUUGGUUGGGGGUUGGGGCAGCAGCUUCCUGGUGGUGGGCAUCUCUGGGGUGCAGCUGGAGGGGCUGGUGGCAGCGUGAUCCCAGUCACUUCCACUGGGAGGUGGUGGUGGUGAUGUAAAUGACGACGAUGAUGAUAGUUUUGG
Phasianus colchicus (ring-necked pheasant) is the source of this 4209-nucleotide messenger RNA. The record is from RefSeq and is a predicted model, not a curated record. Lineage: Eukaryota; Metazoa; Chordata; Aves; Galliformes; Phasianidae.